CUCAUACUCAUGUUGCCAGGAUCUGAGAAACACACUUAAGUUUGUCAUAUUUUUCAUUCAUUUCUUCAAAAAGAAACAGAGAUGCAUGUCAAAAGAAUAGAUGGUUUUCUUUAUGGUAUGAGAAAACUUAAAACUAAGUUCUCAACCAAAAAAUUGGAGAUGAAAGAAACAGAUCGAAGAAUUCAUAGGCAAAAUUAUAUAAAAUUAGGGAUUAGUACAUACUCGAAGAACGAAUUUGAAAAGAAAUAUGCAAUUCAAGAUAAAACGCUUACAUAGCCUUCCGAAACGACUUCGUUUCCGACAGUCGUGCUGGAGCCUCACCGGGUAAACCAACCUUCGUGUGGUUGAAGGCUAGGCAAAAGUCUAAAUUCGGUGCUCACGACCGGCGGCGUAGAUCGCCGAUGGUAAAACCCUAGAGAGAGAGAGUUGAAACGGCGCAUAGAUGACAAAAAAAUUGGGUGGACGGGUUUGCUCCUUCCCUCCCAUUUCAUCAAUGCCGCCGCGUCUCCCUUCUCCUCUCCUCUCAUCUUUUUUAUUUUUAACUCCAUUCUUCCAUCACUAUAUAAUACGCAUUCCUUCCUCCCCAAUUUUCAUCACUCCCAAAUCCCAACUAAGUCCACGCACCUCGAUCGAUCCAAUUAACCCCAAAUGGCUUCCUUCACCGCUCUCCUCUUCCAUCUCGCCGUUUUCCUUCUCCUGGUGGCUCACCCCUCCGCCGCCGCAAGGCAGCUCCCCCACUCCUCAACUCCGGACUCGUCUUUUCCCUUUCAGUACCACGACGGCCCCCUGCUCACCGGCAAAGUCUCCGUCAAUCUCAUCUGGUACGGCAGCUUCACUCCUUCCCAACGCGCCGUCGUCACCGACUUCGUCUCCUCCCUGUCCAAGUCUCCCGCCGGCCAGCCCACCGUCGCCACGUGGUGGAAGGCCACCCAGAAGUACUACGACGCUGCGCUCAAGUCGUCCUCCAGGAAGGCCUCCCCGCCGCUGGUCCUCUCCGCCGGCGCCCAGAUCCUCGACGAGGAUUACUCGCUGGGGAAGUCCCUGCAGGACCGCCACCUUCACGAGCUCGCCGCACGCGGCGGUCAGAGAGACGCCGUCAACGUCGUUUUAACGGCGUCGGAUGUGACGGUGGCCGGAUUCUGUACCAGCAGGUGCGGGACCCACGGUUCUCUGUUGAGUUCCAAAAUUGCCCCUGUCAAGGGGAAGAGUUACAAGUUUGCCUACAUCUGGGUGGGCAACUCCGAGAGCACGUGCCCCGGGAAGUGCGCGUGGCCUUUCCACCAGCCGAUAUAUGGGCCGCAGGCCCAACCCUUGGUGGCGCCCAAUAACGACGUGGGCCUGGACGGGAUCAUCAUCAAUUUGGCGAGCCUGCUUGCUGGGACCGUUACGAACCCGUUCAACAACGGGUACUACCAAGGGCCGGCGGAGGCCCCGCUGGAGGCUGCCACGGCUUGCACCGGAGUUUACGGAAGUGGGGCCUACCCCGGCUACGCCGGAAAUCUGUUGGUGGACGCCGCCACCGGCGCCAGCUACAAUGCGGUGGGUGUGAACGGAAGGAAGUAUUUGCUGCCGGCGCUGUUCGAUCCUUCGACGUCGUCGUGUUCUACGCUGGUCUGAGCUGCUGUUUUGUCUCGCCGGAGUUUUAUGUGUCACCUCUUACAUAUUCUUUGAUUCAUUUGUUCUUUCUUUCUCGCGACUCAUUCAUUAACUAAUAGUGUAAUGAUAAAUACAGUAAUAUAAAGCAAUUCUCUUU
Cuscuta campestris is the source of this 1753-nucleotide messenger RNA. The record is from the annotation of a GenBank genome assembly. Lineage: Eukaryota; Viridiplantae; Streptophyta; Magnoliopsida; Solanales; Convolvulaceae.